GGUGGUGAAGUGCUCAGAGGACCCCUGUCCCAACGAGGUGGACUGCUUUAUUGCCAGGCCAACAGAGAAACGAGUGUUCACGGUCUUCAUGGUGGUGAUAAGCUUGGUGUGUAUACUCUUGACCCUGUGUGAGAUCCUCUACCUGCUGGGGAAGAAGUGCAGGGAGUGUAUUGGCGGUGGAGGACCCCGUGCCAUCAGGGAGAGCCCCCAGUUCACCAUGCCAGCUACCAUACCCCUGACAGAGAAAGAUACCUCUGUGUUCAAGCAGUCUGAACUGAAGAAGAUGAAUAUGGCUGAUGGGGAUGGUGGACUGGAUAAGAGAGAGAGCCCUGCUCCGGGUUACAGUGUGACUGUCUCUUAAGACGGUUAUCUUUCAUUCUGGUCCUGGAGAUGCCAGAACAUGUGAAGGCUUUCCGUUCAAGCCCAGUAUUAAUACGUGAUUAGAUGGAUCUAAUCAAGGCAUUGAUAAUUAGUUGAUCAGUUGUGUUUUAGUAAGUCUAGUAGUAGUUAGUAGAUAGUACUGGUCUGGACGAAAAGCCUAUGGAAAGACUACAACAUUCUGUCAUGUCUGUGUCAAGGCAAGGGCCACAUAUACUGUUCAGUGUGAGUAUAUGGGAUACUCCAAAAUGCUGUUUACAAAGUCACUGCCAAAAUGGGAAAAUAUUUAGUCGUGAUUAAUUAGAGAAUGACAUGACAUGUUUUUUUUGUAAGAAGUUUUCAUUUCAUGAAAUGUACAUUAUUUCUUGUAUUGUCUAGUUAUUGACAUGUGUAAUAUAAUUUCAAGCCUGAUGAUUGUAGUCUGCUUGUAAUUUGAAAUAAAACAUAUUUUAUUAUGAUCUAUUA
Molecule: messenger RNA, 843 nt
Organism: Oncorhynchus tshawytscha (Chinook salmon)
Lineage: Eukaryota; Metazoa; Chordata; Actinopteri; Salmoniformes; Salmonidae
Product: gap junction beta-4 protein
Exons: 2
Coding region: 89-361 (90 amino acids)
Source: RefSeq, a predicted model, not a curated record